Messenger RNA from Belonocnema kinseyi, 1152 nucleotides. RefSeq lists its product as uncharacterized. The transcript has 9 exons. Gene Ontology annotation, molecular function: olfactory receptor activity; odorant binding. The coding region runs from base 1 to 1152 and encodes 383 amino acids. NCBI's taxonomy places the organism in Eukaryota, Metazoa, Arthropoda, Insecta, Hymenoptera, Cynipidae. Gene Ontology annotation, cellular component: plasma membrane. Gene Ontology annotation, biological process: sensory perception of smell; detection of chemical stimulus involved in sensory perception of smell. The record is from RefSeq and is a predicted model, not a curated record.
AUGAGUGUCUUCGAUAAUCAUUAUUUUCGGAUCAAUAAAUUUUUCCUAUCAUGCACCGGAUUAUGGCCUUAUCUCAGCACUGGACGAAAACGUGUUAUGCGAACUAUUGUUCUUAUUGCUGUUACACUUUAUCUCAUCCCUACGGUGGGUGGAUUGUAUGAAGUAUGGGGUAAGCUGGAUUUGAUGGUCGAGUGUCUUAUACCUAUUUUCACUGCCUUUGCGUGUUUGGUAUGCACCAUCACUUACAUGUCUAAGGAGAAACAAAUUCUCUAUCUUGAUUCGCGUCUGUUUAGCCUUCUGAAUUCUCAUUUAUUUUCCAUCUUUGACCGAUGUUCAUUUUUUAUACUAAGAGCUUGUAUAACUCUGACAGCGGUCACAUAUAUUUUAACGACAAUGACCCCUCAAAUACUGAAUAUUAUUUUACCAUUGAAUGAAACUCGACCAAAAAAAUUACCAUCUAGGGUGGAAUAUUUCGUAAAUUGGGAAGAAAAUUUCGAAUAUAUUUUGGUACAUAUAAUUAUCAUAACUAUAAUUGAAGCUUGUGUUUUAAUCGGUUGUAGAUCAACAUGCUCAGUUCUUACUGAUCAUGCCUGCGGAUUAUUUUCAAAUGCCGGUAAUCGAUUAAAAAAUACGAUAAACAAUAUCGAUUCUGAUAAAGUGAGGAUGGAACCACAUUUAGAAGAUGCAAUUUACAAAGAUGUAACUUUCUGUAUAGAGAAUCAUUUACGUGCGAUAGAGUUUUCUGAAACAAUUGAAUCCUGUUUCUCACCCUGUUUCUUCUUUAUAAUGGGAUUAAGUGUCAUUCUGAUAAGCACUACCCUAAUUGAGAUUAUAGUGCAUUUAGAUGAAACUGAUGAUGCGAUAAAAUUUGGUGUUUAUACAGUUGGAUUAAUUAUCGACCUCUAUUUUAAUAAUUUACCUGCCCAAAAGCUAAUGGAUUACAGCACUUCUAUUCCAGACCAUAUACUUGAAGGAACGUGGUAUCGAAUUCCUUUAAAAUCGCAAAAAUUAUUAAUAAUGAUUAUGAUGAGAAGCAGAAUUCCUUGUAAAUUAACAGCUGGAAAAAUGUACGUCAUGUCCUUAAAUAAUUUUUCUAAGGUUCUUCAAAAUUCACUCUCUUAUUUUACACUACUGUCUUCGAUGAGAUCUUGA